UGCGCGGCAACAGAACGGAAGUAGGUGCAGGUGUAAGGUUAGACGAGACAAUUUUGUGUAUCGGACUCGUGGACAUGUCUCCAUCUAUGUCUGCUAGGACAAGGGAGAUUCAAACAGAGAUGAGACAUAGUAUUAGUCUCCCUUAUCAAGAACAAACAACUACCGCAUAAGUUAUAAGUACAUCUUCUAAAAUAUCCUCUACAAACCAAAAGAACAAUGUCAGAGAACCAGCUCGGGAGAUCACGGAACACCAAACUCCGGCUCAUAUUCCGCCUCACCCUCGCGGCCACACCCCACCUGACCUCUCUGUUCCUGGCACAAAACACCGAGCUCACGUGCAUCCACAAGCACGCCUUUCGCGAGCUCACUCAGCUGACCCGGCUUGACCUCCAGGGUACAAAGGUCAGGAGUCUGGCCGCCCUCGCUGACCUUGUGACCCCCGAGAACUCCAAGGACGAGACACUUCCCAUUGUGAAAGCUCGUAGCCUUCUAGUCCCGUGUGACUGUCUGUUUGACGCGCUGGGAUCACACUUUGGAACCAAGCUGUCCUCCAG
This is a messenger RNA of Aplysia californica (California sea hare), 554 nucleotides long. RefSeq lists its product as uncharacterized. The record is from RefSeq and is a predicted model, not a curated record. Lineage: Eukaryota; Metazoa; Mollusca; Gastropoda; Aplysiida; Aplysiidae. Gene Ontology annotation, molecular function: protein binding.